CCUAGAAAGUCAAUAUGAGACUAGGAUUAGAUGGCGGGAAUGUGUACUCGUCUCCUACGCUCUUUUACAUACACACAAACACACACGCCCUCUGACGUGUUGUCCUUUAGUUUCCUACCCUCACCUCUGUCCGCAGAGGAUUUGCAAAGCGUGCCUGCACCUCCCUGAUUUGGCUUAUGUGGAAAUCUUUCUGUGAAAGGAAAUGAGAGAGGAUUUGUGGAGGAUAAUAGUUUCUAAGUUGGUUUGAGACACAGAGUAGAUGGGAGUUAUUAGCAGGUCUGACUCUGUGCCUAUCACAGUCUGACCCUAACCCUGACCUCUGGCUGGCAUUAAGUUUAAACCUUCUCUGAAGGUCAGUCUAGUGGUCAUGAUGUAAUUAUUUUUAGAAAAAAUGUGUCCGCGGUUGCUGAUGCCAUAUUUCCUUUUUAUGGUUUCAAACUUUUCACUAAACCUUCACCCUCCUUAAUGUUGGAUUCAGUUCAAUUCAGGCUGUAUUGAAAACUCAGAAUGCUGCUCUGUAUUAGAGAUAUAAAGAGAAAAUAGAGACGCACCAAUCAGAGGUUUUUAGGCGAUUAUUUCUGACAAUCGAUGAAUCUGAUUUAAAAUAAAAAAUAAAAAACUGGCACAUUCUGCAGAAAUUUCAUUCAAGCCUGUUUUAUACAAUAUUAGAAAUACAGUGAAAGCUGACAAAUAAAAAAAAAAAAAUUAUUCCAUUACUUUGAAGAAAAAAAAGGAUAUAAACACAGCCGAAAUCACAAUAAUAUAACAUUGCUUUAAUGAACCCUUUGUCAUUUGUAGCAAAUCCUGCAUCAAACUAGGCUUCUAUUCUGUUUGACUUAACAUCUAAACACGGUAGUGCUAACCUGUUUAUGUUUUUUGGAUAUAAACUGAUUAAUAACGGAUAAAACUGUCAAAUAUUUUUUUUACUUAAAUGCAAAUAUAGUUUUGCACAACUUUAGCUUAAUUAUCGCUAUAGGUAUGUUGUCCUUUCAGCAAUUUACUCCUUUUUGAGUCUGCAUACUCUGUUUAACAGUUAAUGUGGCCAGUGAUUUUUUAAAUUUUUUUAAUUAAAAGUUGAAUUAGUUUUACUACUAUUAAAAAAAAAAAUAGACUCAAUGUUCAGAUAUUGUAAACAGCCUACAGCACCACAUGUUACCGAGUAGCACAGUUAGCAUAGUUGGCAUUAUCAAAUGAUUGUUCUUUUCCCUCUCUUGUAUAAAAAAAAAAAAAAAAGUCAAAUAUUUCUGGUCAGGAAAAACAUGACCAGUCCUGGAACCAACUGGGUGCUGACUGGAUACCACAGCAGAUUUCCCGACCAAAUAAAGUCGAUAUCAGCAUGUUAGACUUGUCGUGCCCUAUAAAUAGCAGAAACACAAAGACGGAUAACAUUAAUCAUAAGAGCCCGUGAAAAUGUCGAAACUGGAACUGUUGCCGUGACAGUCACACACUGUCUACACAGAAAUUGCAGUACCUUUGUAGUGAACGCCACACGUUCACAUUUUUUUCAAGAGCUUAAUUCAGGAUUAGAAUAGAUCAUUUUUUGUUUGUUUGUCUGAUGACCUCAGCUUUAAUGAGGAUAACAAUUUAACGUGAUGCGGUCUGAGCAGACAUUUAUUGCACUCCGUAGCUAAGAGGAGGCCUUGACUUAGGCAGGUCUCUGUUAUUUACCAUCACAUUUUUCCUUGUUUCAAAUGUGUAACAGUUAAUUUGUUGGAGUUGGUAUACAUUUCAUUGUGAGAAUCUGCUUUACAUUUCUCCCAUAACCGGUACGUUAAUCACACAGUUCUGGUUCUGAGUCUCAACCAGAUGUGAACACCUGUUCUCUUCUGUCCUCACAGUUAAUGGACCGCCAGUUCAACAGAAUCUUCCUGUAAUAAUUCCCAAAUAAUCCAGAAAUAUCUAUGCAUAACUUUUGUGGAUGUGGCAGCAACUUCAUAUGAAACUCUUUAUUGAUUGCCUUGAUACAGAGGAUUUAGAAAAUAUGGAUUUAACUGACCCAUACGGACCGAUCUAAUACAGCCGGGAAAGAAAUCCAGAGAUUCUAAGGGAAGAUAAAGCGCUACUGCCCAACAAUCCACACUGACCCAACUCUCGCCUCACGCAGCUUCCUUAGUGGGAUAUGACGUCACCGCUAUGUCAGUAGCUUCCCAGAAACACUGACCUCAGUACAGCUGUAACGCGCCUAUGGUUCAUAUCGACUGCUUCGUAGGAACAUGUUGCUGUGUAACAUCUGGGAACAGUUGUGGAGCCGUGGGAGGGUGUUACUACAAUGUCUAUAAGAAGCCUUGCCUCUGUCUCGGUGCAAUGCUUUAGAGUAUGGAGCCAGAACAGAUCAUGCCAAAGCUUCGUUUGGUCUCUGUGCAGAAACAGAGACUGGGCAGUGGCAUGCAGUGUGAGGAAGGAACAGAAUGGCUGCUGGAGCUGCUGACGGAGGUGCAGCUGCAGCAGUACUUCAAGAGGAUCCGAGACGACCUCAACGUCACGCGGCUCUCACACUUCGACUACGUCAAGAAUGAGGACUUGGAGAAAAUUGGCCUGGGUCGACCCGGCCAGAGACGUCUUUGGGAGGCCGUGAAGAGGAGGAAGGCCAAGCGGAAAACCUGGAUGAGCAAGGUGUUCAGCGGGAAGCGGAUAGAGGGAGAAUUCCCCCAGCAGGGACAGCUGGCCUUUACGUUCCGCAAACUGUCCCUCACGCCUCCCCUCUGUCUGGGCGACGGCGUCCUGGACACUCAGCUAUACGGCGGUGGCGGCGGCCCACUGGACGGCCAGCAGCAGGCCCUGACCUGCCUCAUCCCAGAGAAGGACCUGACUCUGUUCGAGAAACUCGGCGACGGCUCGUUUGGCGUCGUGAAAAGAGGGGAGUGGCUGACGCCUGGAGGGAACGUGGUGAACGUGGCGGUAAAGUGCCUGAAGACGGAUGUCCUCAGUCAGCCGGACGCUCUGGAGGAUUUCAUCUGCGAGGUCAACGCCAUGCACUCCCUGGACCAUCAGAACCUCAUCCGGCUCUACGGCGUGGUGCUCACACACCCCAUGAAGAUGGUGACUGAGCUGGCUCCUCUGGGUUCUCUGCUGGAUCGUCUGCGAUGCGUUCAUCCUCAGGGCCCGGUGCUGAUCCACACUCUGUGUCAGUACGCCGUUCAGGUAGCGAGCGGCAUGGCUUACCUGGAGCAGAGACGGUUCAUCCACAGGGACCUGGCAGCGAGGAAUAUACUGCUCUCGUCAGCUAACAGAGUGAAGAUCGGGGACUUUGGCCUGAUGAGGGCGCUGCCUAACAACGAUGAGCACUAUGUGAUGCAGGAGCAUCGCAAAGUUCCCUUUGCGUGGUGUGCUCCAGAGAGCUUGAAGACGAGAACGUUCUCCCACGCUACGGACACCUGGAUGUUCGGCGUCACUCUCUGGGAGAUGUUCACGCACGGCCAGGAGCCGUGGCUGGGCCUGAACGGCAGCCAGAUUCUCCACAAGAUCGAUAAAGAAGGCGAAAGGCUUCCAAAGCCGGAGGACUGUCCCCAGGACAUCUAUAACGUCAUGCUGCAGUGUUGGGCUCAGAAACCAGGGGAUAGACCCACUUUUGUUGCCCUGAGGGAGUUCCUGCUGGAGACCAUGCCUACCGACAUGUGCGCUCUGCAGGACUUCGAUGAGCUCGACAAACUUCACAUCAAAGUCAACGACGUCAUCACCAUCAUCGAGGGGAGGGCGGAGAAUUACUGGUGGCGAGGGCAAAACAAGCGCACCCUGAAGGUGGGGCAGUUCCCCAGGAACGUGGUGACGUCCGUCGCGGGGCUGUCGGCGCACGACAUCAGCAGGCCUCUGGAGAACAGCUUCAUCCACACGGGUCACGGAGACACCAACCCACAUCGCUGCUGGGGCUUCCCGGACAGGAUUGACGACCUGUACCUGGGGAAUCCCAUGGAUCCUCCUGAUGUUCUGGGAGUGGACGUCAGCGCCGCUCGGCCCACACAGCUGCCAGGACGAAUCAAAAAGGAGCCUCCCCGCCGGCCUCCUCAGCCAGCCGUGUUAAUCAAGAGUAAGUCUGGUUUCUCUCAGCAGCUUCUUAGCCACUGUUCCUGUCUUCUCUGUUCCCUCUUUGCUCCACUCUUCAAAGAACCGUGCUACGAUCCGGUAACUGAAGACGAGGAUUCCACCUCUGCAGCGCUCCGGAGAUUAUCUCUCAGGAAAACCGGUUCGCUCAAAGGUCUGAAGCUUAAACCCGCUGCGUGGGUCUCUGCUAACAAGCAGAGUGGCCGGACCUCAAGUUCAGCCCACACCCCGAGCAGCGACGUGUCCCUCAUUGACUUCGGGGAGGAUUUCUCACUCACGCGCUCUCCUUCCACUGUGGUCGAAAACCAAACUCUGGUGCUGGCGAAGCUAGCGCUGCAAGUGGGCAACAUCCUGGACAAGACUCCGCCUCAAAGUCCGUCCAAGUGGCUGCAGCGGCCCCUGCACCCCACGCCGGUGGUAGACUGGGACGCCCGGCCGUUACCGCCGCCGCCGGCCUACGACGACGUAGCCCAAGAUGAAGACGACAUGGAGGUGAGCUCCAUCACCAGCUCGGAGCAGCAGCUCGAACACGAUCAGACUGCUGUCCACGGCGUAGACGGAGCUCUCUCCUCAGGACAGGUGACUGAAAGCGACGACGUCGUCUCGAAAGAUCCAGAAAGACCGGUUUUGGAGGACAACCUUUUCCUUCCCAGCAAGCACAGCCACGCUGCCUCCCCGUCCUUCUCCCAAUCCGCAGAGAUUUUCCAGGAACUCCAGCAGGAGUGCAUGAGGAAGCUCAAUGUCCCGACAGGCGGGGUUGGUCAGUGGACCCAAACCUCAGCCCUCUGUCCUACUCAGAAUGCCCAGGAGGAUCAACAGCAUCUCUCCAUCAAUGAGGACAAACCUCAGAUCCCCCCACGUGUUCCAAUACCCCCUCGCCCGAUAAAAUGGGGAGACUACACGUCCGCUCGCUGGUCAAGGGACCUUUCUGUUUCCCCGAUGCCGUCGGACCCCACAUACAGCAUUUCGGGCACAAGCCUGGAACGACCGCCUCAGAUCCCGCCCAGAGACCCUCUGUCCCAGCCCAACUCCCGGACGCCAAGCCCCAAUUGUGCGGUGGUGGGCUCUCUGCAGCAGAGGAUCUGCUCCGUUAGCCCCUCCACCCACCAGGCCUCACACUCUUAUAGCUCCCACCUCUCCACCUCUCCUGGCAAACCUAUGCCGACCACACACAGCUUUGCCUCGGACCCCAAAUACGCCGCACCCAAAGUGAUCCAAGCCCAGGGUAGGGACAACGCCAACAGAGGUCCCUGCAUCCUGCCCAUCGUCCGAGACGGGCAGAAAGUCAGCAACACGCACUAUUACCUCCUGCCAGAGAGGCCGCCGUACCUCGACCGUUUCGAACGCUUCUUCAGAGAGGCUGAGAACCUCCCGGGCGGCAGCGGCGCCGAGGACAGGCACGCGCGGCACGCCAACACGGCCACCGUGAGACCCAUGGUCGUCACCGCCCAGACAGUUCAGGGACUCGUCCAGCCGGGAGAGCUGAAGGCUAACUUCUCCUUCAAUAACAACUUUGGCAUGAGCGCACAGCGGUCAGGGAUGAAGACAUCAGUUAGUCUCCCUCGCGUGUGUUCAGACGGCCUGACGGGUCCAACAGUGAAUUCUUCCUGCGGCCGGACAGAAGACGGAGGGAACUCUCUGGACAGAGUCCAAAUGGUGCAGGAGGCUGUUCACGGCGUGACAAUAGCAGAGUGUCAAGCCGCCCUCCAGAACAACAGCUGGGAUGUCCAGAAGGCUGUGCAUUACCUAAAGGUGGAGCAGUUGUUCUGUUUGGGUCUGAGGAACAGGUCUGAGUGUGUAAAGCUGCUGGAGAUGUGUGACUGGAACCUGGAGGAGGCCAGCACUCAGAUAUUAGAAGAUUAUGGAUCCAUAACAAGACAAAGAUGAUGACCGAAGGUGGUGAGCUUCGACUGGACUCUCCUCUUCAGCCGAUCGCCGUCGACUUCAGUCGAGAACGGAAGACGAGAAGCACAAACUGGUGAACUUCGACGUCGACCCAUCGGUCAUAAUCACAGACACCAGAGCGGAAAACAAAAGUAUCCGAGUUUGACUUUCACGUUGGACGGUUUAUGUAAUUGUUGCACUCGGUUACAAAGACCUUGAUUCUGACCGUCUGGCAGGCCAGGGAGGAAGGAACGGUCCCAGAUAGAAAGACGGCACUCUGAGCUAAAACGGUUUACAGAAAGGAAACAAAAAACAAAACGGCAACAACAACAAAAAAAGAUGGAAUAAUGUUCUCAGAACGCAGAGUCAGCACAAAACCCCAAACCGCAUGCAUACGUUUCGUUAAAGGUGAAGCUCAUCUGCUGGCAGCUGGAUCACCACUUAGUGCUAGAGAGAAGAAGAAAGCACAAUGAAGUGUUUAAUUGGCUGGUGGGGAACUAUUGUGGAGGAAAUAUUUCUGUUUUAAACGAGAUGUUUGUUGAGAGUUAUGCUGCUGGAAAGCUUGAGGGGGUGAGACGGAGGGAGGGAGGGAACAUGGCUACAAAUAAUUUAAGAAAAAACUUUGACUUUAUAGUUUGAAGAAGGAAGUGAGUCGCAAUGCGGUGCUUCGCUCUCUGCUUAUAGAAACAAACAAAACCUCCUGGAAAAUAAUGAAUAGAUGUCGGGGAGGAAGAGAAAAAGCCAAACGAGCACGAAGACGAUGAUAUUUAAAAGGUAUGAAUGCUCUUUACGGGGAGGAACACACGCUAUUCAGAACGUAAUUUUUUUUUUUUAAAGAAAAGAUUGUAUAUAAUAUAUUUUAUUUUGCAUCUUCCCUUAAAAAAAAAAAAGAUUGCAUAUAAUACAACACGGUGUGUUAAUGCCACACACUGUGGAAUAUUACCGAGCUCCAGGUACAACCGGCCCUCGUUUCCUCCCCGUAAGCUCUUCGCCCUGAGAGGACUCCCAUGCAUCAGCCGAAAACCUCAGCCUGUGCAGUUUUCCUCACCGUGUUGGCAGCUAAUAACGGCGGAGAGAGUGAAAUUUUUUGCUCCGUAAUCAUCACUUCCUGGCGGCCCUGCGACGCUUUCAGUCAGCAGCUCUACGGGGCCGAUGGUUUCCAACUGGCGGGACGAAGUCGGACUCACUGUGGGGGAAACUUUUUUUUUUUUUCACUCUGUAUUGUCAUUGAAAAAGGAGUAUUACAGAUGCACUGAAUAAGUCGGAACUGCAGGGGGGAAAAUGUUAAAAUUUAAAUGGAUGUUUUAGGAUUUUUGAGUUGCGGUUCUUUUAAAAGGUUCCUUUAUUUAGCCUUAGGUUUGGGAUCUUUUUGCAAACAUGACGAGGGUUUAAGGGUUCAUAAAACCGGCCCGUCCCAGAUCAGCUGUGAGCUUCAGCCUCCUAGAUUUAUGCUACAUGGAGAGUUAUUUACAGCUCAAUCACCACUUUCAACCUUUUAAGCUGCAGUGUGAAACUUUUUAUAAAAAAAUGUUAUAACAUAUUUGUUAAAACUGUCUGUGUUGUGACAGCGUGAUACAAGACGAAUGAUCUGUGGAAGAAUUGAGCUACUGCAGCGGUGUGAAGAAAUGCACAGAUCAGAACAACCAAUCAGAGCCAAGGGGAGGGUCUUAGCGCUGUGUAUUGUGCUUGUGUAUUUGCUUCUUAAUGUGCUAAUGGCGGAGAAACAACUUGCCAUCCCAGGAAGACACAGCCACCUUCAUCUGUGGCUAUGCUAACUAGCCUGAGCAUUCACAACAUUCUCAAUCAGGAAGAAACUGUAGCUUAGCAGAUAGAGGGGUGUGGGUGGGAGUGGAAAGGAGGACGAAUGGCGCGUACACAUUCCUGAUUGACAGUGCUAAGACCCACAACCUGGCUAUGAUUGGUUGUUUCCAGUUGGCACUGGGAAACAGGGGAGGAGCUCAUUUUAUUUAUUUUUCUUCUCAAAUUAUUGAUCUCAUAUCAUACUAUCACAACAAAGUGAUAGUUUUAAUAAAUAUACUUUUUAAAAAAAUAAAAGUUACACCCAGCAGCUUUAUUUAGGCUGAACUGUUCCUUCAGAAUCUUUAUGGAAACCACCUUCAGUAGUUUAGUGUUUAUUUCUUUAUUUUAUUUUAUUAUUUUUUUUACAAUUGUCAACAAUGGUUUCCCUACAUGUUGUCACAAUAAGUUUAUAGAAAACUGCUUAAAUCCUCUUUAAGGCUAAUGGCUUGGAGAGGCUAAGUUACAUAAUGUAGCUUUAGCAGCACAGGUCUUGUUUGACUGUAGAACAGGGACGGUCUCCUGAGAGUGCAGCGGGUUAGCCAGCGCCAGCACCGGGGGAUGUCUUCUGUUAUAAACCUUUUCUCCAAUCUGAACCUCAUUUAAAAAAAACCUAAACUAUCCUUUUAAACGACCCAGAAGAAGCAGCAUGGAAACGGAUCGCACGGUUUGCGUUCAACCCACUCACCUGUAUGACCGUUGGGAAGAUGGCCGACGCUCGGGUCUGUUUGACGUCUCCCAUAAGCUAACCCACAGGAACAUCCGACCGUUUUCACGUCUGUGCGGACUGGUUCUGAUAAACCGACUGUUUCCAGUGUUACAGGAUGAUACUGCAGAGAACAUCAGUGCUGUGCUGAUCCUCUGGUUUGGACUUUCUCUCUCUUAGGUAACAUGUUACCUGUUCAUGUGCUGUUUGUCGAGCUGCUGUAGUUUUUGUUUUUUAGGACUGAAGUGAACCUUGGGAUCUUUUUCCUCCCCCUCUCCAAUUUAUAUGUUUAUCUCUGUAGAUUUUUUUUGUUGUUUCUUCCGUCAGAUUUGUGUCUUAUUUUUAUUUAGUCUUUUCUCUUCAUUCUGCUGUUUGUCUCCUCUUUGGACUCUGUGUUGAUCUGACAGACUCCCGUAAAGUGGCUCUUUAUUGUUUCUCUUUUUUGCCGUUGAUGGAAACAAAGUUUAUGCUGCCAAAUUUGCAGAUGUAUUUUUUAUUAAAGAAAGGAGUAAUUUUUUUA
Messenger RNA from Xiphophorus hellerii (green swordtail), 8945 nucleotides. It is a transcript of the gene tnk2b, whose product is annotated as tyrosine kinase, non-receptor, 2b. The record is from RefSeq and is a predicted model, not a curated record. Gene Ontology annotation, biological process: signal transduction; negative regulation of epidermal growth factor receptor signaling pathway; regulation of keratinocyte differentiation. Gene Ontology annotation, molecular function: protein tyrosine kinase activity; ATP binding; protein binding. The transcript is spliced from 18 exons. NCBI's taxonomy places the organism in Eukaryota, Metazoa, Chordata, Actinopteri, Cyprinodontiformes, Poeciliidae. The coding region runs from base 2317 to 5925 and encodes 1202 amino acids.